AUGGAUGAUAAUACACAACUAGAUGAACAACAGCCAUUAGACGCAGUUUUUGGAGAUAGAGUUCGAAAAUUUCAAGAAUUUUUAGAUAGAGUUGACUCCAAUACUGGUGUUGACUAUAGAGCUCAAAUUAAAAAUUUAAUAAUAAAAAAUAAAAACAGAUUGAAUGUAUCAAUAGAUCAAAUAAGAGAUUAUGAUAGAGAAUUUUGGAAUGGUUUAUUAAAUCAACCAAGUGAUUAUUUACCAGCAUGUGAAAGAGCUUUGAGAGAUACUGUUUUAACUAUUUAUGAUCCAUCCGAUUCUUCAUUUCCCUCAGAUUUUGAUUCUAGUCAACAAUAUUAUUUAAGUUUUAAAGGUGCUUUUGGUUCGCAUUCAGUCACCCCAAGAUCAAUAGAUUCAAAUUAUUUGUCACAGAUGGUAUCAAUCGAAGGAAUUGUUACAAGAGCUUCAUUAGUUCGUCCAAAAGUUAUAAGAUCAGUUCAUUAUGCAGAACAAACUGGUAGAUUUUAUGCAAGAGAAUACAAAGAUCAGACAACUUCAUUUGAUGCAAUAUCAACACCAGCAAUUUAUCCUAGUGAAGAUAUGGAGGGUAAUAAAUUAACAACAGAAUAUGGAUAUUCAACUUAUAGGGAUCAUCAAAAAAUUUCAGUACAGGAAAUGCCAGAAACUGCUCCAGCUGGGCAAUUACCAAAGUCGGUUGAUGUUAUAUUAGAUGAUGAUCUUGUUGAUUUGACAAAGCCAGGUGAUCGUAUUCAAAUUGUUGGUGUUUAUCGUGCUUUAGGUGGUGGUGCUAAUAAUAAUUCAACUUUCAAAACUGUUAUUAUAGGUAAUUCUGUAUAUCCGUUACAUGCUAGAUCUACUGGUGUUGCUGCUCAAGAAAAAAUCACUGAUCAUGAUAUCAGAAAUAUAAAUAAAUUAUCAAAGGAUAGAAAGAUAUUUGAAAUUUUAUCAAACUCUUUAGCACCAUCAAUUUAUGGAUUUGAUUAUAUAAAAAAGGCUGUUUUAUUAAUGAUGAUGGGUGGUGUUGAAAAAAAUUUGGAUAAUGGUUCUCAUUUAAGAGGAGAUAUUAAUAUUUUGAUGGUUGGAGAUCCUUCAACUGCAAAAUCUCAAAUUUUAAGAUUUGUUUUAAAUACAGCAUCAUUAGCUAUAGCAACUACAGGUAGAGGUUCUUCUGGUGUUGGUUUAACUGCAGCAGUGACGACUGAUAAAGAAACUGGGGAAAGAAGAUUAGAGGCAGGUGCUAUGGUUUUAGCUGAUAGAGGUGUGGUUUGUAUCGAUGAGUUUGAUAAAAUGUCAGAUGCUGAUAGAGUUGCAAUUCAUGAGGUUAUGGAGCAACAGACAGUUACUAUUGCAAAAGCCGGUAUUCAUACUUCAUUAAAUGCUCGUUGUUCUGUUAUAGCUGCUGCAAAUCCUGUUUUUGGACAAUAUGAUGUGCAUAAAGAUCCACAUAAAAAUAUUGCAUUACCUGAUUCAUUAUUAUCACGUUUCGAUUUAUUAUUUGUUGUUACUGAUGAUGUUAAUCCAAUAAAAGAUAGAGUCAUAUCUGAGCAUGUAUUAAGAAUGCACAGAUUUAUUCCACCAGGUAUGGCUGAAGGUGAACCUAUCAGAGAAAAAUCUAGUGUAGUAUUGGCUGUUGGAGAUGAUGAAAUGAAUGAAAAAGAAUUAUUAGAACAACCAAUUUUUGAAAAAUUUAAUGCUUUAUUACAUGCUGGUGUAGCUGCUAAUUCAAGAUCCAAAAAGUCACCAACAAUAUUAUCCAUUCCGUUUUUGAAGAAAUACAUUCAAUAUGCAAAACAAAGAAUUAAACCAGUGUUAAGUAAAAAUGCAUCAGAUUAUAUCGUGUCUACUUAUUCGAGUUUACGUAAUGAUUUAAUUGGAAGUAAUCAAAGAAACACUGCACCAAUCACAGCAAGAACUUUGGAAACUUUAAUUCGUUUAGCAUCAGCUCAUGCAAAAGUUAGAUUAUCAAGAACUGUUGAAGUGAAAGAUGCUAAAGUAGCUGAAGAAUUAUUGAGAUAUGCUUUAUUCAAAGAAAUAUCAAGUAAACAAGCUAAAAAGAAAAGAAGAACAGGUGGAACAAGAGAUGAAGGACUUGAAUCAGGUAACGCUAAUGAAAGUAGUGAAGAAGACGAAGAUCAAGAAGAAGAAGAAGAAGAAGAAGUUUAUGUACCAAGAGUCUCGACUCGAAGACGAAGAAAUUAUGAAGAUCAAGAUCGAGAAGAAGAUCAAUUACAAAUACAAGAGCAAGAAGUUCCACUUGAAGACCAUUUACGUAACACACAUUUAACAAAUGAACAGGAUGAGCCAGAUUUGGAUAACGAAACUUCUUCACAUACACCUUUACCAUCACAAACAACGGCACAAUCAAGACCACUACCACUUGCUCCAUUAUCUUCUUCCAUAUCCAACGUACAACAAUCAUUAUUAAGUUCAGAAAGAUUUGCACAAUUAUCAAGUAAAAUUGCUAGGAUAUUUAGAUCCGAUUUGUUCGACAACGGAUCUGCACCUUAUUCUUCGGUGGUUCAAGCUAUAAACGGUGACGUUGGUCAAGAAGAUCAAUUUACCGAGUUGGAGUUGCAAGCUGGAUUCAAGAAACUAGAAGAUGAUAAUAAAAUUUAUAUUGAAGGUGAUAAAAUAUGGAUAAUUUGA
Lodderomyces pseudojiufengensis is the source of this 2646-nucleotide messenger RNA. RefSeq names its product MCM DNA helicase complex subunit (gene MCM3). Bases 1 to 2646 code for a protein of 881 amino acids. Gene Ontology annotation, cellular component: MCM complex; nucleus. Gene Ontology annotation, molecular function: ATP hydrolysis activity; ATP binding; single-stranded DNA helicase activity. The record is from RefSeq and is a predicted model, not a curated record. Gene Ontology annotation, biological process: mitotic DNA replication initiation; DNA strand elongation involved in DNA replication; DNA replication. NCBI's taxonomy places the organism in Eukaryota, Fungi, Ascomycota, Pichiomycetes, Serinales, Debaryomycetaceae. The transcript has a single exon.